UGUCCCCGAGGAUGGAUCACGGCAGGCUCUGGAACUUCAGCUCAGUGUUUUAAACUCUUUUCAAGUCAGAGGAAGACUUACAAUGGCGCUGUGAACUUCUGCAAACAACAAGGUGGAUACCUGGCAACAGACACUUCGGCUACAAUCCAUAACAAAAUCAAGCCUUACAUGAGGAAUGCAAGAAACUCUGGAACAAAACCACAAUACUUCUGGCUUGGAUUGAGUGAUGCAAACAAGGACGUAUGGACAUGGAGUAACGGACAGAAAUAUGGAACCUGGAAGUAUUGGACGAGAAACAGACAACCUGUACCAGUUAAAAACAAACUGGACUGUGUUUACAUGACAACAAGUGAGCCGACUAUGGUGUGGCAUGCAUCUGGAAACUGUAACUCUCUGAAGGCUGUCAUCUGUCAAGCAAAUCAGAAUGCUGUCAAGCCAACAACUCCCCGUCCUCGAGUGACGUGCCCCAGAGGCUGGAGCCUGUACACCAGAGCCCCCACCUGUAUCAAGUUGUAUACACAGGGGAAAACCUGGGUGGAUGCCAGGUCUAUAUGCCAACAGGCGGGAGGUGACCUUGUUAAGAUCCCAGAUAGCAGUUUCAGCGGUUUUGUCAAUGGUUUGGUGAAUAGGCAAAAGUCCUCAUAUUGGAUUGGAUUGCACGAUCGACAUAAGGAAAAUAAGUUUGAAUGGCUAGAUGAAGAUGUCAAGGCAAGUUUCACUUCCUGGGCGCCCCAUCAGCCCGACAACAGUCGAGGCAAUGAAAACUGUGUCAGUGUGAAUGCAAACAUGGGAAUGAGAUGGAACGACGCCAACUGCAUGUCCAAUUUACGCUUCAUAUGCCAACAACCCACUGUUCAGAACACCAGUCCAGCAACAAGUCCAGCCACCCCAGCCGAUAAGAACUGUGGAGCAGGCUGGGAGGACGACCCCAACAGUGACAGCUGCUACCAGAUGAACAUAGAGCUUCUCUCCUGGCUGGAUGCGAGGCAAGCAUGUCAGGCAGCCGGAGGAGACCUGGCCACCAUCUCAAACAUACAGGAGCAAUUUUAUCUUUCAGGACGUUCUUUCAGUUUCAACGCUGACUUUUUCUGGAUCGGAGCCAACGACCGUGGUGUGGAGACAGGAUGGCAAUGGGCGGACAGAUCACCAAUGGCCUUUAUCAACUGGGCUCCUCACCAGCCCAACAACGCACACAAUUCUGACUGUGUUGUCAUGAUAACUCAAUCUGGACGCUGGGAUGAUCUCCCUUGCCAAGACCGUUAUGGAUACAUCUGUGAGAAAAAGGGAAGAGUGACUUCACCUACCCCGAAGCCUACAACAUCACCUGCAAGACUUCCAGGAAGCAAGAUGUGGGGCUGCCCCGUGGGCUGGCGAGGUUUCCGAGGCUCGUGUUACCAGGUGCUGAGGUCUACGGGUGGCCUUAAUUGGAAUGAUGCUAAAACCACCUGUGGCUUCAGGGCCUCAAACUUGGUCGCAAUCACCGAUGAUGCUGAGAACAAAUUCGUUCUUAGUCUUUUGCCAAAAUCCACAAAUGAGUACGUGUGGAUGGGCCUGAAUGAUCAGAGUAUGGAGAACAGUUUUGUUUGGGAUGACAGAACGCCCAUUACAUACACCAACUGGUCACCGCAUGAGCCCAACAACCUCGGAGAUGAAGACUGUGUAGUCAUGUUCGCCAAAACUGGCAAAUGGAAUGAUGCUAAGUGCCAGACCAAAGUCAAGUUGCUAGUCUGCAAACAGAAUAAAGCCAUCCACGCCAAAGCUGAAAGAGAUAUUGUGAAAGGCUGCUCUCAGGGCAUAGGGUAUGGGGCACAAUGCUACAGCUAUAUAUUCCAACCCUCUAAGAACUUUGCUCAGGCUCAGGCAUACUGUAAGAGCAAGGGUGGGAACCUGGCCACUGUAAACGACAGAUAUGUGCAAGCAUUUUUGGCUGCUGAAAUGAGGACAAAACCUGGAGCUGCAUACUGGAUUGGCAUGUCCAUGACAGCAAAGACCAACUGGACCUAUGCCUGGAACACUCCUUUCGAUGUGGACUUCACAGCCUGGGACAAAUCUCACACAGGCAAUGAAAACAACACUUGUGUAGGUAUGCAGACCAAACGACCGAUGGGGUUGUGGGUGAACAUUGACUGUAACAAGACUCAGGGCUACAUCUGUGAGCUACCCAGAAAGGGUUUCACCACACCAGUGCCCACCACCACCACCACAGCUAAGCUACUCUGUCCCUCUGGCUGGUUCACUUACGGGAACCUUUGCUAUAAAGCCUUCCAAAUGACAAUGGACAACAUGCUGACGUGGAAUGAUGCUAGAGACUACUGUGCCAGCCUCUGGACCGGCGGUACCUUAGCCACCGUCAGGAACAGAGGCUUUGAGAACUGGAUGAGGAGGAGUGUUGUCAAAAAUAUGCAAGACACAUUUUGGAUUGGUCUCAGCGACCGCAGCACUGAAGGAGGAUACCUGUGGGAAGACGAAGCCCCAUUCCGCUACUCACACUGGAAUCCUGGCGAGCCAAAUGACAACGGAGGAAAAGAGGACUGUGUCACCUGGAACACGACGAAGAACACCUGGAAUGAUGAGACGUGCUACGUGGCCCACAACUUCAUCUGUGAGAUCCCUAGAGGAGCUGUGGUCACAACACCAAAGCCUGUGCCGACUGGAAAAUCAACUCUGCAAUGUGGCAACACCUCCUGGUCUGAGUACAACAAAUUCUGCUACUACAUAAGUCCGUCAGACGGAGACAAUGUCACAAAGACCUGGUUUCAGGCGCGCCUCACUUGUAUGGACUUGGGCGGUGAUCUCAUCAGCAUUGGCUCUGAUGAUGAGAAUGCUUUCAUUACUUCUCUUGUCAGCAGACACCCUCUUGGCGGCUUCUGGACCGGCCUCAAUGAUCUUGAUCAGGACUCUUUCAAAUGGACAGAUGGGUCACCUUUAUCAUUUGUGAGUUGGGGAAACAAUGAGCCAAACGACGCCUACGGCAGUGAAAGAUGUGUCGAGAUCCGCUCUGGAUCAUUUUGGAAUGACCAACACUGUCAAGACAUGCGAGGUUACGUGUGUAAGAAAAGACCUGGUGACUACACCACUCCCCCCAGGACCACAGCAUCUACCAAGGGAGGAUGUCCAGCCGGGUUCCAUUCUCUGCCUUCUUUGACCAAGUGCUACACUAUUGGAGGCGUGGAUCCCAGACAGCGAAAGAACUAUACGGAUGCCAUGACAGUUUGUAAUCAGCUAAAUUUUAAAUCACGACUGGCUUCAAUUCACAACCCCGUGGAACAAAAAUUCGUCACAAUCCUGUUGGCUAACUCGGGCAGUCGUGCACCAUCUUGGAUUGGUUUCAAUGACCGAAGACGUAAUGACCAGUUUGCUUGGGUGGACAACUCCCAGGUAGACUUCACAGCCUGGGGCUACAAACAACCAGACGAGAAUAAAAAUGACAAGAGACUGAUUGCCAGGAGAGACUGUGUGGAUAUGGAAAUGAGUGCCCGCACUGCUGGAUGGUGGAAUGACAAGAGAUGUACGGACAGAUAUUCCUUUGUUUGUGAGACGGCUAAAGUUCCUGUCUACGCUGCGGAAACAGUAAACGCAACAGGAUGCAAGGCAGGCUAUCAGCGGUUCCGUAACAGUUGUUACCGCUAUGACAAAGAUCUCUAUACCUGGAAUCAAGCAGAGCAGCUGUGCAAAUUAGAGGGCUCGCAUCUUGUCAGCGUUAUUGAUAGAUUUGAAGAAGACUUCAUUGAACUUCUGACCCUAGGAGCUGCCCCUGAUCUUCAGAUGUGGCUAGGUUUGAAAUACGACCUGGCUUCGGAAGCGUACACAUGGUCUGACACAUGGCCUGUUACCUUCACCAACUGGGGCAAGGGUGAGCCCAACCGCCUGGCCAACGAGGGUUGUGUGAGUCACACAGUGGAUGGCCAGUGGCAGGAUGUGCCUUGUCAGAUGCAACUGUCCUUCAUCUGUGAACAGAGUCUCGUUCCGGCUCCCACCAAAAGGCCCCCACCGCCCGCCAAAUGCCCGCGUGGAUGGGUGGGCACAAACGACAGCCCUUACUGCUACAAGCUGGAGAGGACCAAUCUAAAGAGCUGGUCAGCGGCUAGCUAUGCCUGUAACAUCUUAGGCGGUCAUCUGGCCAGUGUGCACACAGACUCCGAGGCCCGCUUCUUGACCAAUCAGAUCGCUCGUGGGCGAUUGGAUACCUGGAUUGGCAUCUCCAAAGGACAGGGAACUGGUUUCUCUUGGAGUGAUGGGACAGCUCUGAAUUAUUUGUACUGGUCACAAGGAGAACCCAGUGACACAGACAGCACCAUGCACCAAGACUGUGUUGUGGCGAGCAGACGUGAUGGAUCCUGGAGAGACACUGACUGUUUUGACCAGCAUGCCUAUAUGUGCAAGAAAACACUGUAUGGUGGCAGCUCUAGUACAGCCCCAACUGGAAUAACCGUGCAGCCAGUUGGUCAAAACACACAGUACGUCCCCCCAGUGACUCAGAAUCCACCCGUGACCCAAGGUCCAUGGAAUCCUGUGACACAAGGUCCACAGAAUCCUUGGACCCAAGGUCCACAAAACCCUUGGGCACGCCCCCCAAUCACAGCCGGCCCAGCCAAUUCAGGCUUAAAGCAGAGCCCUGGAAACUCUGAUAACGGACUUGGUGGUGGCCCAGUCGCUGGCAUCGUGGUAGGAAGCAUCGCUAUAGUCGCAAUAGCAGCUGUCGUUAUCUUUGUGAUUCGGCGCCAGACGCAGAAUGGUCCAUCCAGGAGCCCCCUUGGCUCCCCCUCCAGCGGCUUCGACAACGCCACCUACAGCAGUGCGGGUGGGGACACAGUGAAGCUGUCCACGGACACAUGAUGAGCUUUGGAGGAGACAUCAAUAAUUGUUGAGUUACAUGCACACGUACAUACACACAUGUAUACGUGUGCACACGCACGCAAGCACACAAGCACAUGUGAGCACACACCCACACACACACACACACACACACACACACACACACAAUGCAUAGAUGCAUACAUGGUAUACAUUGCAUUUAUUUUGUUUCAUUUGAUUUUAAUGAACAUUGGAGUCUACAUUCAUCAUAAAAUUACUUCUCACACACACUCACACUCACACACAUACACACACAUGUGCAUACAUACAUGGUACAUAGAUAUAUGCAUUGUAUAUUAUAUUUAUUUUGUUUCGUUUUAUUUGAUUUUAAUGAGCUUUGAAGUAGACAUUAUUUAUGAAAUGACAUGUUACACUCACACACACACACACACACACACACACACACACACACACACACACACACACGCACAUACUAUUUUACACAUAUCAUAUUAUAUUAUUUAAUUAAUUUUUUGUCGAUUGAUUUAGAUGGACGUACUGAAGAGAGAUAUCAGACUAUAAUUUUAUUAACGUCUGUGAUGGGUAUAGUUCAUUUCUUUCUGGUUGCUUUUUGUUAGAACGGGAAGGGAAAUGAUCAAAAGUGCAAUCAAUCCAAAUUCAAACAAUUAACAAUGUAUUAAUGUAUAAACUUUAACUCAUUAUAUUUAAUUUCUAGGAAAUUGUUUUACAUUUAAGGAAAUUUUGUUGUGCAACUUUUCUGUGAUGUUGAUAAUUUAAAAUAAUAUUUUAAAAAUAAAAGUAAAAACUGGUCUCA
This is a messenger RNA of Aplysia californica (California sea hare), 5629 nucleotides long. Its product is annotated as macrophage mannose receptor 1. The record is from RefSeq and is a predicted model, not a curated record. Gene Ontology annotation, molecular function: signaling receptor activity. The transcript is spliced from 38 exons. NCBI's taxonomy places the organism in Eukaryota, Metazoa, Mollusca, Gastropoda, Aplysiida, Aplysiidae. Bases 169 to 4836 code for a protein of 1555 amino acids.